GUACAGGAUAGAGGAAUUAGCAGCAGCAAGAAAAGCUGUGGACAGGUGAGCCAGCAGAAGCAGGUGUGACAGGGAGCAGCCAUGUCACACCACAGCGACGAAAAUGCCAUAUACGCCUCCACUGACUCCUUUUGGGAGGUUGGUAACUACAAGAGAACAACAAAGAGAAUUGAGGAUGGAAACAGACUAUGCGAUGACCUCAUGAAAUUGGUCUCAGAAAGAGCGGAGAUUGAGAAAAUGUAUGCAAAGAACCUGAAAGAAUGGGCAAAAAAGUGGAAUAACAUUAUUGAGAAAGGGCCAGAGUACGGGACCACAGAAGCAGCCUGGAAGGGAGUGCUGAUGGAGGCAGAACAACGGUGUGAGUUGCACAUGCGUGUGAGAGAAAACCUCAUCAAUGAUGUCCACAGCAGCGUCAAACAAUGGCAGCGGGACAAUUACCACAAGUCCAUGAUGGGCCAGCUGAAAGAAAAGAAAGACAUUGAGGACAUGUUCAAGAAAGCUCAGAAGCCAUGGGCCAAAAUUCUGGAGAAGGUGAACAAACACAAAGCAGAUUACCACAAUGCCUGCAAGAGUGAACGUUCUGCGCAGAACCAGGAGCGUAAUGCUGGCGGUGACUCCUCACUCUCUCCAGACCAGGAGAAUAAGAAAAACAGUCUAAUAAUCCUGGUGAAGAAGCUACAAGACAGAGUUUCCAAAGCAAAGGAAGAAGUUUCACGCGGAAGGGAAAAGUACGAACUCACUCUGCGUGAAAUCUCAGACUACAACCCCAAAUAUAUUGAGGAGAUGAUCCAUGUAUUCGACAAAGCACAGGAGGCUGAGUCCAAGCGGCUGAUGUUCUUCAAGGACAUGCUCUUCGCAACCCACAAAUGCCUCAACAUCUCAAAUGACCCAAGCUUGCCACGAAUUUAUGAGGAAUUCAAUCAUACAGUAGCAAAUGCGGAUUAUGAGAAGGACCUGAAGUGGUGGAGUAACAACCAUGGGGUAAACAUGCCCAUGAACUGGCCUUCAUUUGAGGAAUAUUCAGAGGAAUUCCGCGACAUUAGCGGAAAAGGCAAACGCAGCGGCCAGAUCCCAGAGGGCGCCAUCACGCUGCUCAACCAGCGCACCGUUGGAGAUGACCUGCCAGAGUACACGCCAGACCUGCACCGCAUCAGCAAGAAGGGAACCAAAGGAGCCGUGAGUGGCACAGGUGACGUCACGCUCACAUCUGUCAAAGGACCGCCCAACCACACCUCGCCAGCCACUUCCAAAGCCUCAGACAAUAAUAGACACUCGGCGAUAAGCGACCCACAGGAGUCCCACGAAGCGUCCAAUCCUUUCGAUGAGGAGGACGAUCCACACAGUCAAAACAAUGGAGUGAGUGGAGAUGAUGAUGAGUGGGACUACAGUGACCGCAUGGUUGAUCCCAACAAACCUGGAGUGCCAGUGCGAGCACUCUAUGACUACGAAGGUGUUGAGUCAGACGAACUCUCUUUCAAAGUCGGGGAGACCUUUGAGAAGCUAGAGGAUGAGGAUGAGCAGGGAUGGUGCACUGGACGCAAGGAUGGGCGGAUCGGUCUCUAUCCUGCGAAUUAUGUGGAACUCUGCUAAGCCAUCAUGUAUACCCAUUUUGGUAGAUCCAACUUGUAACAUUUCUGUGUAAAGACCUGUAGCAUAACAUUACCAAGCACAGCAGCUGCUCCCUGACUGGCCUGCCGCCACAGGCUGGAGGACUGGUCUCCAACACUCACAGCAACAGUAAAUUCAUACCUCACAUAACCUUUGCCAAAAGAGGGUCAUGAGCCCCAUCCCUGUCCAACAGGUCUUUUUAGUCCAUAUGGUAAUGUGUAGCAGUGAUUUAGCACUACGAGCAUAUUGUCUCUUGGAUGAACGUGGAUUUGUGUCAUUGAGGUGGAUGAACCCAGAGGUAGCUUUAUUCAGACAGAUGCUGCUAUCUGGAGAGUCCAACUGACAGCUGAGAAUGGAUCAUAGCCUUUCAGGAGUUUGUCACCUUUGUCAGUGUUAUGUUUUGUAGAGAAAUUUUCAACAACAAAAGAAUGUUGAAUAUCAUGAUAUUUCCAACAUUACACUUCAUUAUUUUAUGUGAACUUUUGUAUUCUGAGUUCCUGAAAGAUUGAACAAGACAUCAUACAUCAUAUUUACAUGUGAAAAAAUACAUGCCUACACCCACACACACCCACACUGUUUAUGUAUUAUGGUUAUAUAAGGUUAUUGUUAAUUCUGAGUAAUGUUAGUUUUAAGUCUUCUACAGACUAAUGUAUAUUUAGCAAGGCCAGAUAUGCACCAGACAGUUUAUUUGUUUUGUAGAUAUAUAUUUGUUGGUGAAAAGGAGAGAAAUGUGAGUGCGGUAAUGUUUGGAGACACAAUGCAAUUCAGGAGAGGCAAAUGAGCCCCGUUCUAUGGGGCAGCGAAAGAGAGAAGAGAGGGAGGAAAGUUACCAAGGAUUGUUUUUCAUUAGGACUACGCAACCACAGGUAACAGAGACUUGUGCUCUAAAUGUGUCCUGGUAAUGAUGCAUAUAUAUCGAAUGUACAUAGCACUUGUUUUAUUCCAAUUAUUAUGUACAUAGUGUUGAUGGCAUGGUGUAGGCCCACGCUGUUACCUAAUCACUAAGAUGUUCUAACAACCUUCUUUAUUUAUUUUAGUAAGAACUUAUUUCUGUAGAACUACCAUCAUUCAUUAUGGUUUAUUAUGAUGUAUUACUCUUACUAGAUUUAUUAUGAUUCAAAUGAUUUAUUAUUGCUGUUUCCUUUUUUUUUUAUUAUAUAUAUAUUUUUAAUCAUUUUCCAAUAAGCAUUACUUUUUUAUGCCAGUGUUGUCUGUAGUAUUUGUCUUUUCGUGGGAGUGAACUACAUGCCCAGAGUAACGUCAGCUCUACUACUACUAUGCCAAUAAGUGUAAGUCAUAUAUGAUAUAUGAAUCAUAAUGGGUCAUUCUAUUGUAACCAGCUGAGGUGGAAUUGAGUUUCAACACUCUCCUCAAGCUUUGGUUGUCUCUCUUGUGUAAUAUCCAGGUCUGCUUAACCCAUUUCACUUAACAGAUGUCUCCAAGGGUGCAAGAAUGUUGAUGUUGAGGUGACUGUGUUAAGCAUAGUCCAUGCUAGAUUAGCUUUAAAGUAGAAAACUUGAACGAUCAAAAGUGCAUUAGGAAAUGUUGACCAGUAAAACCCAAGGAGUCAGGUAAACUCAUUUACUUCAUACUAUUAUUUUAUUUUUAUGUUCUGUAGUUGGUAGGCCUUGAGGCUGUCUCUGUUAUUGUGUCAUGGAUAUUCUGGAAAAUUUGUGUUUGACCUCUUUACAUCAUGUUCUCAAACUCUAUUGCUUGGAGUCCUUUGUUUGAGCUCCAUUAGAAGAUGACGAACUAUGAGAAAACCUUUUGCAGGCUAUCAGCUGGCACAUGCAGGUGCUCUUUCACCUGUUGCUUAUGCAUGAGCCAAGAUCACUAUGUCCUGUAGCAUUUUUUAAGUGCCACUUUUGAGCAGAAAAACAGAAAACACAAUUGAGAUACACGCCAAAGACGCAAACACACACACAUGUAUACUAACACAGAGACAUGUACACACAGGUACUGUAGGUAGGGAAAGAAUUAAUAUUUAUUUUUCUGUUGGAGUACAACUUAAAAAAAACAAUGGAUUCAGUUUAGCAGUAUUUUGGAGGGGUUCUUUCUGUAGGCCCCUCACAAUAUAUCUAGUUGGUGCCAGAAUAGUGUGAUUCAUGUAAAUGCUGUUAUUGAAGUCCAGUGGUAAGUAAGUGUAAGUAUGUGCACUUCACUGUAACUACUGAAGCAGGAAAUCAUAUUGCAAAGUGGGAUCCUCUAGUAUUUCUUGUCAUUAUUGGCCUAACUUAAGGGUAAGAUCUAUGGAAAAUAACCUUGCAAAACAUAGUGUCCCAUUUGAAAGAGGUCUGAGGUUAAAAGAAACAUUUUGAGAUAAAAUUGAGGCAUUUUCUUAUAAGGAUCCUUUAAAGAAAUAUGUGGUCCUGUCAGCAGCACAGCAGAAUAGUUUAGUUUGUGAAGAAAGAGAUUAACUAUUGUGUACGUAAGUGUUUAGAGAUAAUUUGCACCAUACGAAGAGGUAGUUGAUUGUGCUUUUAGCAAGGAAACAACAUUUAGUACUCCACUUGACAAGUGUAGACAUCGGAAUGGGGGCAACAUCCUUAGCCUUUUGUGCUGUUUUGAAUCUUUCAUCAGUUUGCCUUUUUUACAUUCUUUUUGAAAUGGUAUUUCUUGGUGGAAAUUCACAUUUUGAUCACUAGGUUUGAUUUCCUCAUUAUUUUACUUUGUUACUAGCUUUUUUAUGUUAUAUUAAAGAUAAAGAAUCAUUAUGUACAUAUUCUAGAUAUUUUAUUUAACCAUAUAGGACAAAUUUGAAUGUAUUUGACUUGUCCAGUGCUAUGUCUUGGUGAGACCAGAAAGAGCAACCCUUCGAAUGUUGUGUAGAUUGUUUUCCCUUCCUGUCCCAUAGUAAAUAUUUAUACAUCACAUUCAGAGGGUUAAUGUUCACUGUUGGUCCCACAUUGUACAUGUAAUCAGAUGCUAGAGUAAGUUAACGUUGUUUAGCAUUAAGUUCGUCAACAUCUGUUUCAUCAAAGAAAUGGUGAUCUGUUUCAUCAAAGAAAUGGCGAUCUGCUCAACUGCAUGAAAAAUUCUGGUAUUAUGGAGUCUAGUGACAGUCAGAACUAAACUCCAAGUAACAAAUUCUCUCUGAAGUGCCUGGCAUGUAUCUGUCAUCAGCUGUGAAUGAAUAAGUUUUGAAGUUUUGAUUGGGAGAAUGGCCUCGGUUAGGAGAUGCACGUCAUUCAGUACCGAAUAAAGCAGUGAAUCAUAAUACCGUUAGAUAUAAAGGGAAUUUAUGUUUUAUCACAGGAAGCAGAACCAUUUGCUUGUAGGGCAUAUUGUGGUUUCACUUGGCAGCUGUCCCAUUUUGUGUACAUUUGAGAAUGAGAGAUUUUCUUCUUUUUAUCUGUUUUAUGUGGGUAAUUUGUGUGAAUACUGUAACUUUCUUUGCACUCAUGUGUUUCAAAAUAUUAAACACUGAAAAAAAUAAUUUACUAUAGUACUGUAUAUGCAGUAAAUGUUUGCUCAUUUUAUUAAUAAUAUAGAAUUUUAAGUUAUCAAAUAUGGAUUCAGAAGAAAGUAAAACAAAACAAAAAUUGUAAAAUGAUUUCAAGUAUUCCAGUGAAAGCAUUUGAGUUUAUUUUAAGAAAUGUAUAUUGAAAUAAUGAUGUGUCGUUUUCCAGACAUUAAUAGCUUUCUUUUUCUUUAUUUGUUUGUUUGUGGGUACGUUUGAGCAUACUGACUGCAUGUGCGUGUGUGUGAAUUUUGAAAUAUCAGAAAAAGAAAGUAUGCAGCACUGAAAUCCACUGGAUGUAAUUUAGAAAUAUUCACAUGUGUUGUAUUAAUUUGGGAUAAUAUAUUGUCUAAAAGUAAGCAAAAUUUUUAUUUUGGACGAACAAGGAUUAAAGUUGUCAUCUCUGGAGCUCUGGAGGAGCUAGAACACACAAGUGAUUUAUACCAUGUACAGAUACCUAAAAUCUGCUCAAUAAAAGACUCCAUGAAACACUUCAAGGACUUUAAUGCCCAUCAUCUCAUGAAAAUAAAGUAAAUGUAUAGUA
Molecule: messenger RNA, 5612 nt
Organism: Penaeus vannamei (Pacific white shrimp)
Lineage: Eukaryota; Metazoa; Arthropoda; Malacostraca; Decapoda; Penaeidae
Source: RefSeq, a predicted model, not a curated record